UAACAAAACCAGCUCGUCUCUCUCUCUCUCUCAGCCUAUAGAGCUCUCCAACUACCAUAGUUGCCCCUCUCUCUCUCUCCCACUCACUUCACCACUUUCAUCCACUCUUCUAAUCCCUUCUCCUGCUUUCCAUUCUCCCUGAGCUUCUUCCCUUCUGCAAGUUAGAAUUUUGAUGACUCCGCCAUUGGAGCAUGAUUACAUAGGCUUCUCGGAGGCUUCCCCCAUGGGGAGGGCCUCCGGGGUCGACGAGGACCCGGCCAGCCUGAACCUCAGGGAGACCGAGCUGAGGCUGGGCCUACCCGGGUCUCAGUCCCAUGACAGGUCGAAACCUACUCUUGCUGGGGUCUCAAUCUUCGGGAAGGAUUUGGAAUUCUCGCUCAGCCCUUCCAAGAACAGCGCCGCCCCGGUCUCCGGGGCCAAGAGAGGCUUCUCCGACGCCAUUAAUGGCGGCAAAGGAGUCGGGGGUCUGUUCUCUCCGAGAAGUGGUGAGAGUUCCGUUAAUGCUCAUCAAUCGGCGGCUUCAAACUCGAAGCCUCUGAGCAAAGAGGGGUUUGGUGCUAGCCCUCAGACAAAGACUCUUCAGGAGAAGAAGAGUCAGGCUGAAGCCCCGGCGACAAAGGCGCAGGUGGUGGGAUGGCCGCCAAUUCGGUCGUUCCGGAAGAAUACCAUGGCUACUAACUUGGCGAAGAACAAUGAUGAUACCGAGACGAAAUCAGAACACGGGUGCCUCUAUAUCAAGGUUAGCUUGGAUGGGGCCCCUUAUCUGAGGAAGGUCGACCUCAAAACCUAUUCAAACUAUGCUGAACUCUCCAGGGCUCUUGAGAAGAUGUUCAGCUGCUUCACGAUCGGGCAAUGUGCUGCUAAUGGACUUUCGGGGCAAGAUGGCCUUACUGAGAAUUGCUUGAAAGAUAUUCUCCAUGGUUCUGAGUACGUCCUAACCUACGAAGACAAAGAUGGUGACUGGAUGCUUGUUGGUGAUGUUCCUUGGGAGAUGUUUACUGACUCAUGUAGGAGGCUAAGGAUUAUGAAAAGUUCCGAGGCAAUUGGUCUAGCCCCGAGAGCUAUGGAAAAGUGCAAGAGCCGUGAUUGAGUGCAAAAUAUGGGAAUGGUCCUGAAGAAAGCAUGUUCCAGGAAUUUGGGGAUCGGAGGUUCUCUCAAGGGUUCUUCAGUUGGAUGCUUUAUCGAAAUCCCUAUAUAUGUUGCUCAUUAGUUUGUAGCUUUUGCAGAAUCCUCUGCAAGGGAAAGUUUUCCUUGUGAUAAAAAAAUUAGUUUAAAAAUAGGUGGUCCAAUUAUGUGUUUCAUAUCUCUCUUGCUCGAUUGUAUGUCCGAACUCUUAUAUUCUGUAAAUGAGCUGGCUUGCUGCUUGCAAUAAUACUCUUUUGCAGAACGUAGGAUGGCGGAACACUUCGUAUGUCGAAUUUUCCCCAGAGUGCUCAAUUUCUAGAUGAAAUGCCAUUUCCGGAG
Punica granatum (pomegranate) is the source of this 1464-nucleotide messenger RNA. The record is from RefSeq and is a predicted model, not a curated record. NCBI's taxonomy places the organism in Eukaryota, Viridiplantae, Streptophyta, Magnoliopsida, Myrtales, Lythraceae.